AAACAGGACAUAACGUCAGUUAUUUCCAUUCUAGAGGCAGUGAUUAUUGGCCUUAAAAAACUGUUUCCUCGCCUAACAACCAUAUAUCUGCAAUCAGAUAACGCGAGCUGCUAUCAAAACACCAUGCUAUUGGUUCUUAUUCCCUACCUUGCAUUUACCUAUUCUCUAUGCAUUCGGCGGUAUAUCCAUACUGAAACCCAAGACGGCAAAUCUGUAUUGGAUGCUCAUUUCGCAAGAUGCACCCAAAAAGUGUAUGAAUACUGCAAAGAAGGUAAUUAACUUUAUAUAAUAAACUGACUUUUACGCCUUUUUACUGAGUGAAUGGUUUCGUAGGAAAUGACGUGGUUACGCCAAUCCAGCUGGUUACGGCUCUUAAGCACUACGGCGGGUUGCCUAAUUGUAUAACUGAACUAGUCAAACUCGAACGAGAGACAGUGGCAAAGGUUGUAAUGGCUUGCGCAACGGUGGAAACUAAGCUGAAAAAAGCCAUGAAACGAAAGAACGACGUGUUUUUUACACAAACUGACUGGCCACACCGUAAUGAAAUGCCUACUUCGUCGAAUAAUGAGGAAAGUUAUCAGAAUAUGCCUUGCUUUUCCAUACAAGGAUUCGAAUACUCAGGGAUAGGCAAUCCAACAAGUUACAUUGUAAACCCUGCCGAAGAAACUGUCGUUAUAGACAACGAUAGUUUAAACGACCUGAGCGACGGUUCCAGCACGGAAUCGGAGGAUGAUCUAGACUAUGAAUGCAUCGAGGAACUUGAAAUAAUGCAAUCAAGUGGAAAUAAUGCUGAUUGCACGACUGAAAACAUAUCUGCCAUUGAGCGUAAGUCAUCAAGUAACAGCGACUACUCGGAAGAAGGUAUGUCUGGUGACAGCGAAGCCCCAGAUCAACAAGACAUCGCACCUGAAACGACUGUCGGAAAGAUAACGGGUGUUUACAUCUAUUCGGAUUCUCAAUUACGUUUCAGGCGACAACGAUGGAAAAGCAAAGGUCGCAAAUCAAAGGACCCUGAAGUCCGUCUGGCAAGGAAGAAAAAUCUGUUAAGCUACGCAUUACGAACUGCAUGGAAUAUGCAAUUGAACGGUAUAAUGCAAUGUGAUCGGACAGAUGACUCCCUGGAAGAACAGUCUUUAUCUUUAGCUGAGACUUUUACUGUGCCCUUGCAAUUUCAAAAAGGUUGGGCUAAACGGCCCAAGAAUGGACUAAUGUAUGGACCAAAGCACGUGCAGAGUUACCGUGCAGAUAUCUAUGAAUUAUACAAGCUUGGGGAAGAAGACAAAAAGAAUAAACGAAGCCCAGCUCAAAUGCGAGAAGCAUUACAGAUGAAAUAUCCAGAAGAAUUUUGUCUCCCGUCUGAAAACGACAUACGUGUCGAAAUCAACAGGCUUCAAACGAAAAAGAAAUCCCCUCAAGCCACUUCAAGAGUAGAAAAAACCACGGAUGUGUACAGCGAGUACAUAAGGAACCUAGCGAAAAACAAUUGCCAACUUAAACCAAAAGAAGCUGUUAAGUUGAUUACAGAAAACUUCCCAAGAAAAGAUCACCCACAAUUACCAUGUGAUUCUCUGUUAUCGAGGAAAUUUUCCUAUCAAAAGAGAUGUGUGACUAUGCAAAAAAAUAGAUCGCAAUCAAAUGUCUAA
This is a messenger RNA of Daphnia pulicaria, 1643 nucleotides long. RefSeq lists its product as uncharacterized. The coding region runs from base 450 to 1643 and encodes 397 amino acids. Lineage: Eukaryota; Metazoa; Arthropoda; Branchiopoda; Diplostraca; Daphniidae. The record is from RefSeq and is a predicted model, not a curated record. The transcript is spliced from 2 exons.